CCGAGCCAAUCCGAGAAUGCCGGAAUGACUGUCAAUUUUCUCUCUAGGGUUUCGCGGGAUCACACUAAUAUUUCUUAUUUGGGUAUCUUUUGAUUCGUUUCACAAUUUAAUUCCGCGCUCGCUUGCUAUUGAGUAUUGCAGCAUCUGGGGACAAAUAGUUGUGGGUCUGGGAGGAGAUUCGAUUAUAUGCAUGCUGUUAUGUAGAAGGAUGGAAUCUGGUAGUUUGAGGUAGCCAUUGGACCUGCAACCAAGGAAAUGGAUUCGGCAAGGAGUUGGUUUCAGAAGUUUCAACCGCGGGACAAGUCACGGAGUUCAAUCAGGAAGAAGGAGCCUAAUAGUGAAGGGAAGGGGGAUUCGGAUGCACAGGGUGAUGAACAAGCACUUUCCAAUGUCACAAAGCAGAAGGUUGCGGCUGCAAAGCAGUAUAUUGAAAACCAUUACAAGGAGCAAAUGAAGAACCUGCAGGAGAGGAAGGAGCGGCGAAUUAUACUGGAAAAGAAGUUGGCUGAUGCCGAUGUCUCCGAGGAAGAUCAAAACAAUCUUCUUAAAUUUUUGGAGAAGAAGGAAACUGAGUACAUGCGCCUUCAAAGGCAUAAAAUGGGUGCUGACGAUUUUGAGCUGCUAACAAUGAUAGGAAAGGGUGCAUUUGGAGAGGUUAGAGUUUGCCGGGAGAAGGCAACUGGUCAUGUAUAUGCUAUGAAAAAACUUAAGAAAUCAGAAAUGCUUCGUAGAGGCCAGGUUGAGCAUGUGAGGGCUGAAAGGAAUCUGCUUGCAGAGGUUGAUAGCAACUGCAUUGUCAAACUCUACUGUUCUUUUCAAGAUGAUGAGUUUCUUUAUCUGAUUAUGGAGUAUCUACCUGGGGGAGAUAUGAUGACUUUACUCAUGAGAAAGGACACCUUGACUGAAGACGAAGCCAGAUUUUAUGUGGCGGAAACAGUUCUGGCAAUUGAAUCAAUCCAUAAACGCAAUUACAUCCAUAGGGAUAUCAAGCCCGACAACUUGCUUCUUGAUAAAUAUGGGCACUUGAGACUGUCAGAUUUUGGACUAUGUAAACCAUUAGACUGCAGUACACUCCAAGAGCAGGACUUCUCGAUAGGGAACAACCAUAACGGGGCUGCACAGAAUGAAGAACGCUCUCUAGCUCCAAAACGCACACAACAAGAGCAAGUACAGCAUUGGCAAAAGAACAGAAGAACACUUGCUUAUUCUACUGUUGGUACACCCGACUAUAUUGCUCCAGAAGUUUUGUUGAAGAAAGGAUAUGGGUUGGAGUGUGAUUGGUGGUCUCUUGGGGCUAUUAUGUAUGAAAUGCUCGUGGGGUACCCGCCUUUUUAUUCUGAUGAUCCCAUGUCAACGUGUAGAAAGAUAGUAAAUUGGAGAACUCAUUUGAAGUUUCCUGAGGAAGCAAAGCUAUCUCCAGAGGCAAAAGAUCUUAUCAGUAAACUCCUGUGUAAUGUAAGCCAGAGGUUAGGAUCAAAAGGCGCCAGUGAAAUAAAGGUUCAUCCGUGGUUUGAUGGUACUGAUUGGGAGAAGAUAUAUCACAUGGAAGCUGCAUUCAUUCCUGAGGUCAAUGAUGAGUUGGACACUCAAAAUUUUGAAAAGUUUGAUGAGUCAGAUAACCAGAAUCAGACUUCAAACAAAGCUGGUCCGUGGAGAAAGAUGCUCUCAUCCAAGGACCUCAACUUUGUGGGUUACACGUAUAAGAACUUUGAAAUUGUCAAUGACUAUCAAGUUCCUGGGAUGGCUGAGUUGAAGAAGAAAACCAGCAAAGCAGGGAGACCAUCUAUUAAGUCACUUUUUGAGGGUGAGUCUGAAACGUCAGAAACAUCUGAAACGUCUGAUACAUCUGCAAAUAGUCAACCUGUAUCGGGGAGCUUUCUGAACCUCUUGCCUCCCCAACUGGUGGUAUCUCAAAGCCAGAAAGAAUCCCCCUAACCCAAUUUUUUCUCUUCAUGGUGAGAUGGACAAGGAACUCCAAAUCAUAUGUCAUUGCAUUUUGACUUCCAAAAUAAUCAGGUGUAACUUCCGGAUUGUGCAUUUGAAGUCAAGGGUGGAUAUAUCAAAAUGAAAUUGUUUGAGGUUGGUUUGAAAAUUCAAGCUUUAAAGGGUGAAGGAAGGUUCUGGUUUUAAAGCAACAGAUCAGCUUUGAACCUGCCGGGAUAAGAUUCCUGUAAGCUUUUCUGUUACCAAAGAUUUAGCAAAAUUGGGAAGUAAAUACUAACUCAUCAGCUACUGACAUGUAUUUUGCAUUUUUCUUUUGUCAAUCUACAAAGUGUUGUACAAAGACACUGGAAAUCCUUACGAUGUAUAUUAUGUUUUUUUAUUCAAUUAAAUGAUAAAAGAGUAGUGUUACAUAUA
Juglans regia (Persian walnut) is the source of this 2358-nucleotide messenger RNA. RefSeq names its product serine/threonine-protein kinase 38-like. Lineage: Eukaryota; Viridiplantae; Streptophyta; Magnoliopsida; Fagales; Juglandaceae. The record is from RefSeq and is a predicted model, not a curated record. Gene Ontology annotation, biological process: intracellular signal transduction; peptidyl-serine phosphorylation. The transcript is spliced from 14 exons. The coding region runs from base 256 to 1935 and encodes 559 amino acids. Gene Ontology annotation, molecular function: protein serine/threonine kinase activity; ATP binding.